Messenger RNA from Sphaerodactylus townsendi, 4008 nucleotides. RefSeq names its product limb development membrane protein 1 like (gene LMBR1L). The record is from RefSeq and is a predicted model, not a curated record. Bases 336 to 1799 code for a protein of 487 amino acids. Lineage: Eukaryota; Metazoa; Chordata; Lepidosauria; Squamata; Sphaerodactylidae. Gene Ontology annotation, molecular function: transmembrane signaling receptor activity. The transcript has 17 exons. Gene Ontology annotation, biological process: receptor-mediated endocytosis; signal transduction.
AGUCAUUAAGUCUGAGCUAGCCAAUGGACGCUUUUUGAGGAAGGGCUUCGAAAGCGGACGCUGUUCCCUUUUGUCGGUCUCUCGCGGCUGGCGAAGCGUAGCGGAGGGAAGUCGUCGUUGGCGGGCGUUCGGGCGUCUCUUUAAGGAUGGAACGCGGCGCUUCCUCGGCAUUGUGACGUGGCUGGAAUGUUGAGGCGCUUGAAAGGGUGCGAUUAGAACGUCCCGCUCCGUCCAACGUGGCUUCCCCGGCGGGGCUCUGGGGUCUUCGGUCCCUGCUUCCCCAGGCGCCGCUCCUGCCGCCCCCCCUUUUAACCUCCAGCCAUGCUGACCAGAGAAUGGACGCGGGGGACUACGACGUGCUGUCGGUGCGGGAGCAACUCUUCCACGAGAGGGUCCGGGAAUGCAUCAUCUGCACUCUUCUCUUUGCCAGCCUCUACAUUCUCUGCCACUUCAUUCUAACCCGCUUCAAAAGGCACACAGACUUCACUGUUGAUGAGGACGAGGAUGCUGCUGUCAACAGGAUUGCGCUGUGGCUGUGCACCUUCACCUUGGCGGUCUCUCUCGGGGCCGUGCUGCUGCUGCCUUUCUCGAUCAUCAGCAACGAAGUCCUGCUCUCCUUUCCGCGGAACUAUUACAUCCAGUGGCUGAACGGCUCUCUCAUCCACGGGCUCUGGAAUCUGGUUUUCCUCUUCUCCAACCUCUCCCUUGUCUUCCUAAUGCCUUUUGCCUAUUUCUUCACCGAGGCUGAAGGCUUUGCGGGAUCAAAGAAGGGGAUCAUGGCACGUGUAUAUGAGACCUUCGUGGUGCUCCUGCUGCUAACCUUGUUGGUGCUGGGGAUGGUCUGGGUCGCGUCGGCCAUUGUGGACAACGAUGCGGCCAGCAGGGAAUCUCUUUAUGACUUCUGGGAUUAUUACCUCCCCUACCUCUACUCCUGCAUCUCCCUGUUUGGUGUGCUGCUUCUGCUGUUGUGCACUCCUUUCGGCCUGUCGCGAAUGUUCACCGUAACGGGGACGCUGCUGGUAAAGCCCAGGUUGCUGGAGGACCUGGAUGAACAGCUGAACUGUACAGGGUUCGAGGAAGCUGCCAUUUGUCGCAAGAUCAACUCUGGGAAAACCUCUUGCUGGCUCAACCUUGACAUGGACUUGCUGAGGCAACAGUAUCUAGCAAUCCACACGCACAGGAUAGCCCUGGAAACCCGUGGCAAGGCCUCAGCUUGGCAGAGGAACCUGGGCUACCCAUUGGCCAUGCUGUCUCUGCUCUCUCUGACGGGUAUCUCUGUUCUUGUAGUCUGCUUCCAUGUCUUGGAACUGUUGUUGGAUGAUGCAGCAAUGCCCCGAGGAAUCCAGGAGGCACCACUGGGGAAAGUUUCCUUCUCUGUUUUUGGAUCCUUUGGGGCAGCCAUGCAGGUGAUUCUGAUAUUCUAUUUAAUGAUCUCCUCCCUCGUGGGUUUCUAUAGUUCUCCUUUCUUCACCAAAUUGCUGCCAGAACGACAUGAUACAACUAUGACCAAGAUAAUCGGAAACUGCGUCUCCCUGCUGGUGUUGAGCUCAGCGCUCCCUGUUCUGUCUCGGACACUGGGGAUCACAAGGUUUGACCUGCUAGGCGACUUUGGCAGGUUUAACUGGCUGGGAAACUUCUACAUCGUCUUUCUCUACAACAUGCUCUUUGCUGGACUCACUACUCUGUGCCUGGUGAAGAAAUUCACCUGGGCUGUACAAGCUGAACUCAUCCGGGCCUUCGGCCUCCACAAGCUGCCUCUCCCCGUGACGCGGUCCCAGCAGCCGAGCAAACUCAGCUAGAAUCACCGUCAGUACCUGGAUGAAGCCUGAGUGAGAUGGUGUUGCCCUGCCAGCCGCUUCAGGGAUAUCCUUGACCAUGAGACCGUGGCUGUGCUUUAUACUCUGAUGUGCGGUCCCUGAAGCAGGAAGAGGGCAGAGGCGUCUUGGUCUUGCCCAUGUUUGACCAACAACUUGAUGAAAUUUGAGGGACGGGAGGCGGGAGUGCUUUUGUAGACUCCCUGUCCCCCGCUUCUCCGAGUGGGGGAUGGCCUUGAAGCUCUGAAGAGACCUCACUGUCUUCUCUUCCCAUCCACCAAGGGAGCCUCUUGCAGCUCCACCUCGUGGGGAAAGGACCGAAGCAGCGGGGAGCCAGCUGUGGAGCAGGAGGCAUCAAACUGUUCCAGAGAGACUCUGACGUAGAACUAGCCCUUGGGGUGAUAUUGGGAGCAAAACCGAGGGCGUUGGCUGGUGGGCAAAAGUGCCUGGAGACCCUUGUCUCGGCAGGGGGCACUGCAAAUGUUGCCUUGGCUCCCCUCCUGUGUUUACAUUGUCAAUUUUAAACCUCAGAUCCACCUUGCCCUCACUUCUGACACUAGACCCUGUGGCCUGAAUCUAUCGAGGAGGCGUUUCCUCCUUGACUUUUGAGCCAGUUCUGAAUAGUAAUGUUAAGCUCUGUUCCAUGUUUACAUACCUCACUUAAGUGCAAUAGGAGCUGGCAUAGUUGGGCCAGAUAAUCCCCUGCCUUUCCACUGAGCCCUGUGCGUAUCGGGAUGUGUGUUUGUGUGCUGAUGUGUGCAGAAACUUAACUUGCAAUAUAUACCUUCCUCUUCCACAACAAUGGGCACUAGAGAAAUGUGGAGACACACCUUCUCUUCCCAGUUACUGUUGAAAAACUCAAGAUCCAUUGAACGCUUUGUCUGCAAUAGCAACCACUUGAGUGCCACUAUUCUCCUCUUCCAUAGUGGGGUAGCAAACAUGGGCUUUUCUGGAGCUGGUAGAGGGAUAAUUCCUUAUCCUUGUUCCUUGGUUCCAGCCUACUUCCUAACUGCGUGGCAACCUGAUCCAUUAACUUCAUAGCCCCUUUGCCAGGCAUUUCCCUCUUCUCCCUCCUGAAAUGUGUCUCUAGAAACAGCUCCAUUAUUGUAUAUGCGGAAGAGGUUCAGUUUGGAUCUUGAACAGUUAUGGAAGGAUCGCCUUAAAUCGGUUGAGUGGGCUCAGCAUGCCAGAGAAUUGUAACGUACAACAAUUUGAGGAGGGAAGCCAGAUGAUUGACACCCGUUUGAAGCCGUUCUACCUUUACCUUGCUUGCCGCGAGCGAGCAGGAGCUCAUCCUCGUUGUAGCGACGUAGCUGUGGGUUUGUUGCGUGCUUUUUCCGGGUAUCUGUUACACCCACUGGAACCCCCAGUUUAUACUAUCCUGUAGUGAGCAAGGGUAAGAUGAGCAAGUUCCGUUCCCCAAUUAAUUAAUCUUGAAGGGAAAUGAUAGAACAUGCAAGCUGAAGAGGUGGAGAAAAAGAGCAGGUAUACUGCUGGUGGCAAUAGUCAUUCCUUUCAGAAGGGGUCUGCAACCUGCGGCUCUCCAGAUGUUCAUGGACUACAAUUCCCAUCAGCCCCAUGGGAAUUGGGAAUUCCCAUCAGCAGGGGCUGAUGGGAAUUGUGGUCCAUGAACAUCUGGAGACCCACAGGCUUCAGACCCCGGAAAUGUGUGUAGAGAGUGGUUGGUGGUUCUUCUCUUCUGGUAGGAGUUGUUCCUCCUUGUGUCCUUUUCCACUGUGUUGUACUGUUGUCUGGCUGUGUGUGUGUGUGUGUGCGUGCGCGCGCAUGCAAUACAAGCAAAAGUUUGCCUCCGGACAACAGCUCUCCCAAAUGGCUCAUGAGAGCCCCCUGCAGCUGAUUUGGAGAAUUACAGGUUGUCAAACCCAUAUAGUCCAACAUCAGACAUCCGUAAUCUGUGCUUAACUGUACAUCUGGACUUUAAAAGCGUCCCCAACACCAUCUAGCCUUGCACUGGAAGAGAGCUAUGCACUGCUGAACCGUUUUGUGUCAUGAACACUUUAUAGCGUUGAAGGUCCCACCGACGUGUGCGCGUGGAGGCAACAUAACUGAAGAACUGUGAACCUCUGUGUAUUUUGCUUUGAUUGCACACGACGAGUGUCUGGCUUCAGUUACUGCACUGUUCUUUCAGCUCUUACCCAUAUAAGCAAUAAAUUGCCUGGUAUUUUUUUUUCCC